Molecule: messenger RNA, 2324 nt
Organism: Acanthisitta chloris (rifleman)
Lineage: Eukaryota; Metazoa; Chordata; Aves; Passeriformes; Acanthisittidae
Product: KIAA0753 ortholog
Exons: 13
Biological process (GO): centriole replication; protein localization to centrosome
Cellular component (GO): centriolar satellite
Source: RefSeq, a predicted model, not a curated record
CUCCAGUUUAACAGAAAUGCUCCUGCAGGCCCGGAGAACUUAGCUCUCAGAUUCUCUCACCCCCAUCCAAUUACAAUAGAGAAACUGAAGGCAUCCAGUGACCAGAGGAAUGCAGCUGGAAGGGAGGAGCUCAGCCCGAGGAGCUCUGGCUUGUUCUCGGUGGUGUCUGAAGAGAGACUGAAGUUGGCUGUUCAGCUGGCCAAAAGGGACAUCAAACGCAGGCGUCUGUUAACAGAGCACGUGAAACAGCAAGUGUUGGGAGGUGUGGCAAAUGAACCCCUGUGGACCCAACAGUCACAGCAGCAGAAGACUGAAGUAUUUGCUAGUCCAGAAAAUCAAAUUGCAGUGAAGUCUCCAAGUGGCCUGACCUGUCAGCAGAGGCUUGGCCAGGCUGCCCGGGGGGACCCUGCCAAGGAGGGAAGGGCAGCACCAGCUGUCUUGGACUCUCCGCCCACCCGUGACACAAGGCCAAACCCCAAGCCAAAUCUGAGCAAAAAGGAAGAUAAAAAUGUGCAGGAAGUCCAGCAUCUGCAAAAGGAACUGAGGAUCUAUGUCCAGAAAAUUGAAGAACUGACUAAAAAAGGGAGAGAUAGAGAACUUUUAGAUCCUGAAGAUGAGAAACGACUUUGCACUAGGAGACAGCAACAAGCUGCACGGUCAGCUCGGAUGCUGUAUGUGCUCCAGCAACAGGUAAAAGAAAUUCAGGAUGAUUUAGAGAAACUGAGUCCUCAUACAAUCAAACAUACUAAAAAGUCUCGAGCAGUAUCCAGGUUGGCAGCAGCAUACAGAGGAGCUAUACGAACCUUGCGGGCGUUUGCCAGUCAGUUCACAGAUCAAACACAGGAGCAGAUUCCUGCCCACUACAAGGAACUGGGCAGUCUCAUUCGACAGCUGUCUCUCUGCUCUGCCAAACUAGAAGGGAAUUCUUCCAUUUCUGACAUCAUCAUAGAUAUUUUGCUGCAAGUUGAGGAUCUGGAUUCACUGCUGGAAAACAAGCAAACACCAAAAAAAGUGAAGAAGUGUAUUUCAGCAUCUCAGACCAAAUCUCCAAGAAACACUGAGACAUUUCCAGCCAGAAAGAAGCUUCUGUCUCCAAAAGGAGAAAACAAACCUCUCAUCUUAAAGGGACAGCAUGGACAAGACUCGAGAAAAUCUCCAUGUGCCAGGAGUCUCUUGACUGCCAUUCAAAAGGCAAACAGUUGUGCUCAUAUAUUGCACAAUAAAUUCCAAGAGGAAAAUGACCCACCUGCUCCAGAGAGAAAUGCCACUUUACAGGGAAGCACAGAUGCACUGGUGAGAGCUAGAGCUGUUAAAAAAGAGUCUGUCCUUGAAAGUGAUCCUUUGAAGAAGAGGGACAUGUUAUUGCCUGCAAAACCACAGGGAAUGCUGAAACCCCUGUGGUCCCAGCAGGCACACCCUCGAGGGCAGUGCGCCCGAUUUCGGGAGCCAACGAUAGCUUUCCAGCCAGAAGAGAACAGACCAGCUGUGAAGGAGAGCAGAAUGCCCCGCAUGCCUCCAAAGCCCCCACCUGCUUCACCCCAGUGUCUAACAAGGCUUGAAGCAGGAAGUUCAAGAGGAAUGAAGCUUCUAACUGACCUUAACAGAGGAGAAAUGAAAAAAAUACCAAAGUUAAGGUCACAAACUGUUUCUCCAGCCCAGUGUGCAGACAGAGCUGGGAAGGAGGUGCAGGAGUGGUCGGAACCUCCGUUAGACAGGACACAGGGAGUUGCAGCAAAUGCAGAUAUUCUGAGUGAAAAGCUAUUGGAUGAUCUGUUGGAAGACACUGCUCAGGAGCUGUGGAGCAUGGAGCAGCAUGAGAGAUGCCAGACUGAGGCCCUGCCUAUGACUGACACUCAUACCUUAGAGUCAAUGUUGCAAAGAAUGGAAGAAAUUGAAAGAUCCCAGGAGGCUGUCCGCAGGAGAGUCACCCAGGUGGUGUACACUGACUCCCAGUUCUGGGCCCAGGAAGACAAAAUGGAACAGCAAAUGGCAUCAACAGCUAAAGGAUUUAUAUCUCCUCAUCCAGUUCAGAUAACCAAGUUAAUCGGAGACACAGAGCUAGAAACAGACAUUUUAUUUGAAAAACCUUUUGAUGGCAAUUAUAUUGAUGUAAAUGAAGAAGCAGAGGAAAAAUUGCAGACCGGAAAUGACAUUCUGCAGCCCUUGCCUCUGAAUUCUCUACAGAAAGCAUGCUCUGAGUCUCUCUCUGUGCCAAGCCGUAUGCUCCAGAGCAUCUUGGAUUAUAACAGAAGAUACAACCAUCAUUUAAGGCUUAUUUCCCAUGAGGUGGUGGGCAGGUUUGAUCCAUGGCAGAUUGCUGAAAG